Messenger RNA from Linum trigynum, 850 nucleotides. NCBI's taxonomy places the organism in Eukaryota, Viridiplantae, Streptophyta, Magnoliopsida, Malpighiales, Linaceae. The record is from the annotation of a GenBank genome assembly.
UUCAUUCUUCUAUCUUCCUCCUGUCUUAGCAGAGCAGCGAAAUAAGCACAACCCAGAAACAGGGGAUAGAUAAAAAUGGAGAGACAGGAGCAUCAAAUCAAGUUGAACGUGUUAAAGGUCGAUUCUUUACAGACAUGGGAUUCUUAUAUCAGUCAGGCUCACCCUGUGAUUGCGCAUUUUACAGCUGCGUGGUGCAUGCCGUCGGUGGUGAUGACGCCUUUCUUCGAGGAGCUGGCUUCGACUUACCCAGAUGUCAUUUUCCUUGUUGUGGAUGUCGAUGAAGUUAAGGAUGUGGCUACUAAACUGGAGGUGAAGGCAAUGCCUACUUUUGUGUUGAUGAAGGAUGGGAAUCCAGCUGACAAGAUUGUGGGAGCCAAUCCGGAUGAGAUAAGGAAAAGGGUCGAUGGUUUCAUCCAAUCUUGUUCUUCUCCGGUUUGAAGUCCAAUGGCAAUUAUCUUUGUUUGUAAUGCAUGGGAUUUAUUUCGGUUAAAAAAGGAUGUCUUGCUAUAUAUGUUUUUAGCUUAGCUUGUGGUUUAGGUGUGGUUUGUAAUCUUUUCAUUUCACUUCCAUAAUUAUAAUCAAUGUAAAUUAUGUAAGAGUUUUUAUUUUUUAAUUUAUUAUUUUUUAUCAGCCGAUACGACUAAUUAAUUUUCUUAUUAAUUAUAACUAACUUUUUGACAAUAAGUUGCAAGUUUUAACUUGGUAAGUUGGAGAUAUUCUUUCAAAUAAAGUAACCAACAAGACACUGUAAUCCUGAUCAGUUUAUGACUAAAAGAAAAUUGUGUCAAUUUAUGAUUAUAACAUAGUCUAAGAGAUCAAACAACAAAAUGAAUAAAGUAAAAUUGAAAUU